Molecule: messenger RNA, 2760 nt
Organism: Erigeron canadensis
Lineage: Eukaryota; Viridiplantae; Streptophyta; Magnoliopsida; Asterales; Asteraceae
Exons: 7
Coding region: 1-2760 (919 amino acids)
Source: RefSeq, a predicted model, not a curated record
AUGGCAUCAAUGCGGAUUGAAGUGGCUGCAUCUUCUUCACCAUUUCAUUAUGUAUCUCUAAGGGACCAUAAUCACAUCAAGGGACACAAGGGUUAUAUUCAUUCGCAAGGCGUUCGAAAAAAUGGUGAUCAAGACGACGAUGAUGGUUCUUGGUUGCCUUCGAGUAGCCACAACUCCACGGUAACCUCUGAAUAUGAGGGCCCGAAUCAUCAUCAUCAUCAAAAAGUGCAAAACAAUGCUGAUGAUGAUUCGUGGCUUCCUACUGUUAACGAAAGAAAUGGCAAGUACGGGACAACCACGAAUGAAAUGCAAAAUGAUUUUGAUUAUUCGUGGUUGCCUUCUACUUUCAUUGAUAACAAUAAAAACAAACCGAAAUUUGAUGGUAAUCUUAAGAGUAAGAAUAAGAACGCUAGCCCGAGGCAGAAGAGUUAUAACAACAAAAGUGGCGCGACUAGUUAUAGUAGUAGUAAUAAUAGUAAUGGGAGUCCACAAAAGAAAUCAAGGAAUGGUCAUUGGGCGUUGGCACGAGAGGUUGUCUUUUCGUGUGAGCAAGAAAGCCAAAACAAGGAGACUAUGAAAAAGUCUUCGGAUUCUUCAAGGUUUCAACAACCAGAUUCUCCUUCGAGAUCUAGAUAUGUAGUUGAAUCUCUGACUUCUGGUGGGGUUUCUUCUCUUCUUCAAAGAUGGAAAGAUUUGGCUGAGACUAAGAACUCAAACAAAAAUGACAAUGGUUCUUCUUCUUCUAGUAACCGAAACAAUUUAGAAUCACCAUAUAAAGAGAAGAAAAACAGUUCUCCUUCUAAUAGUCUUAAUGACUCGAAUGCUGGUUGGGAUUCUGAUGCAAGUCGUACUAGAAGGCUUUCGGCACCACUUCCAAGUCGGGAUGCCAAUGAUUCAAAUCUUGGUGGUGCAGAAAAGGAAAAGAUUCGGGUGGUGGAUAUUGUCAAGAAGUUGUCAAGAGAAGAAGAACUGGCUGCUUCUCAUGGUGGAAAUGUGAAUGCAUCAUUGCCUCCUAUUCGGACCACAUUAAAACAUAGACAUAUUGAAGGAGAACAGAAAGGUUUUAAAGGUGUUAAAGUAUCAAAACAUCUAGUCCGAGGACGACAAGCUUUUAACAAUUUUCUAAUGCAAAUGGAGCGUGAUAAACUUCACGAGCUCAAAUGGUUGGUGGAACGUAAAUCUGUUUCAAAGUUUUCAUAUCGAGGCAAAAUUCAGGCUUCACUUAGAUUUAAAAUCCUUCGUCUUGGAGUUGAACCUGAACCAAAAACAGAUGUCAAAAGGCACAGACAUUGCGUUUCAAAAACACUUGAAUCUGAUAAUCGUUUGGAUAUCAGAAAUCUAAGGGAAAGGUUUAAUUGUGAAAUUGAAAAAGGAGCAAUCAAUUCAAGGAAAGACAAACAAAAUGUGAUCAAGAACACUUUUAGUGAGGAAACUCCGUUCACCAGCCCCACGAAAACAGAGGUGGAUGUUAAGACCAAGACCAACACUGACACCAGCCACAUGAAACAAGAACAACAGCGAAAACCAAAAGCAAAACCAGAGUCAAUGGCCCCGAAGCAAUCUACACCAUACCCGAAAAUUUCUUGUAAAGAUGUGGUUCAUGAAGCCAAAUUUGUUGAUAGUUCUUCCCAUUUCAUCAAGCCCAAGGAAGAGAAGCAGUAUAAAGAUUGUAAUAAGUUUGAUUUUUAUGAAGAUGAAAGUCGAUUCGUGUCAUCUAAAGAAUCAUCUAGUCCAGAUAGAGGGGUUUGUGAUUCAGAAGAGACUAGCUACACUGGUAAGAAACAUGUAUAUGAAAACUUUGAUGAUUGGAUGACAAGCGAAUAUUCUCAACCACGUAGUGUUUUGGAUGAAGAAGAAUCUUACGAUAUGGAGAUGUAUGACCCAAAUUAUGAUUGGAUCAGUGAUAUUUCUCGCCCGAAGAGUGAUUGGGAAGAUAUGAGACGAUUAAGGUAUCAAGAGAUGUCAUUUGGAAAGGCAGACAUACAACGACUUCUUCAAAGAAGAAGUGUAUCAAGCUUUCUAGGAAGUAGUCUACGUGACGUAAUAGACCAGCUAAUGGUGAGUCGCGUCCAACAAUCUCAUGUUCCGGUAGAAAAUCUGGUGGUAGGGGGAGAGAAAGAAGAGUCAAGGAAGGAAGAGGUUGACCGAGAAAAUGUUUAUGUGGUAGAUGAAGAUUGUAGGAGUAGAACUGAGACAAAAUGUAGUGAAUAUAGUGAAUACAUAGAUCAAACUCCACACUCAGAACGUUCUUGGAGAUCACCUACUGACGUUGUUUAUAACUCUGAGACUGCAACUACAACGACAUCUCCAUCUUUAGAACGCUCCCCGAAUUCUAAUCGGUCCCAUAACAAUAGUACUCCACAAUCCUCUUCUGCUAACACUCACCAAAAUAUUGAAAUGGAACUCAUAUAUGACUUGAGAGGACAUAUGGAGCAAUUACAUCAAGAGAUUAUGGAACUGCGCAAAUCCAUAAAAAGUUGUGUUAACAUGCAACUCAAAAUGCAACAUACCUUCAAGCAGCAUGUUGUUGCUAAUGCUGCAGCUUGUUCAGUUCAGAAAAAGGAAAGGAAGCCACCCAGUUUGGUGAAGCAGGAUUGCUUUAUAUGUGGCGAUAUGCACGUCGAUUCACUUCUAUACAGAUGUGGGCAUAUGUGCACUUGCUUUAGAUGUGCGGUGGAAUUGCAACGCACCAGCAGGGAAUGUCCUGUGUGUGAAGCUCCAAUUGUAGAUGUUGUCAAGGCAUUUGUUCAUGAGAGUUAG